UCGGCUUGCACGCGCCCGUGUCGCUCAGCGUGGGGACGGGGAGGUGAGGCAGAUGCCUGUUAAAAGCCGGGAGAGGAGAGAGCCGGCGCGCAGAGGGCUCCUGCAGUCGCAGAUUGACUGCUGGGUGGUACGGAGGGAGAAAGCCGUCGCUGCAAGCCAGGGACGCCACGGGGACCGGGGACGGUGCUCCCACCCACGCAGGGAAGAGGGCAGGUGUGUCCUUGGUGGUAUGGAGUCUCGCUGCCAGCUUUGGCCAUGGGCAUUAUUUGUCCUCCUGGCUGCCCCGUGGAUGGUGGGUGCACAGCAAACCUGCUCUGAGGGAGCCUGCUACCCCGCUGCCGGAGACCUGCUGCUGGGACGAGCCCACCACCUGAGAGCAUCCUCCACCUGCGGCCUCACCAAGCCCGAGAUGUACUGCACACCCCACGGAGAGUGGAGUGUGAAAUGCUGCAGGUGUGACUCGCGGCUCCCACAUGCCUACAACGGCCACCGUGUGGAGAACGUCCUGUCUUCCGCUGGGCACUCACGCUGGUGGCAGUCCCAGAAUGGCAUCGAGCGCGUCUCUCUGCAGCUGGAUCUGGACCAGACAUUCCAGCUCAGCAGCAUCCUUCUUCACUUCAGGUCGCCGCUGCCUGCUGCAAUGCUGAUCGAGCGCUCCACCGACUUCGGCAAGACCUGGGAGGUGUACCAGUACCUGGCGUCCGACUGUGCCACCACCUUCCCCCUCGUCCCCCGGGGCUCCCCCGAGAGCUGGCAGGACACUCGGUGCCAGGCAUUGCAGGGGUACCCUUUGCAUGGGGGCAAGGUGAAAUUCAGCAUCCAAGACCUGGCGUCUACCAUCACUACCUCUUACAGCCAGACCAUUGAUAAGCUGGGGCAGUUCACCAACCUGCGGAUCAACUUCACCGAGCUCCCCCACAUUGCACGCCAGGGCUACCACUCGCCCAGCACCUUCUAUGCCGUGACCGAGAUGCGGGUGCUGGGGAGCUGCUUCUGCCACGGACACGCCAACCGCUGUGCUCCUUCGGGAGACCUGCGUGCCACGCAGGUCCACGGGCACUGCAUGUGUCAGCACAACACUGCCGGUCCCAACUGUGAUCGCUGCGCCGCCCUUUUCAACGACCGACCAUGGGCACCUGCAGAGGACAACGAUCCCCAUGAGUGCCAGAGAUGCAACUGCAACGGUCACUCGGCCUCCUGCCACUUCGACCCGGAGCUGUACCGUGCCAGUGGAGGGGCGAGUGGGGGUGUCUGUGACAACUGCCAGCACAACACUGAAGGCAACAACUGUGAGCGCUGCAAAACUAACUAUUUUCGCAACCGGCGUCAAGAUCUCACCCAUCCUGAAGCCUGUCUGCCCUGUGAGUGUGACCCAGAUGGCACCGUGCCGGGCUCCAUCUGCGACCCGCUGACAGGGCGCUGCGUCUGCAAGGAGAACGUGCAGGGGGACCGCUGCCACCUCUGCAAGCCGGGCUUUGCCCAGCUGGCCAACACCAACCCCAUGGGGUGCCGCAGAUGCACCUGCAACAUGCUGGGAACGCGGCAGGACAUGCCCUGUGAUGACGAGACGGGGAGGUGCUUCUGCCUGCCCAAUGUGGUGGGCAAUGACUGCGACCAGUGUGCGGCCGAGCACUGGGAGAUGGGGAGCGGCCGGGGCUGCCGGCCCUGUGGCUGCCACCCCCGCGGCUCCCGCAGCCCCCACUGCAACCAGUUCACAGGACAGUGUCCAUGCAGAGAAGGCUUCACGGGACGGACAUGCUCAGCCAUGCAGGAGCAGGUUUGCCCAGACAGGCACUAUGGAGAUGUCCGGGUGGGAUGCACAGAGUGUGACUGCGACUUCCAGGGCACGGAGGAUGUGGGAUGUGACAAGACCACGGGGCAAUGCCUCUGCCGCCCGGGUGUCAUGGGCCCCCGCUGCGACCAGUGCCAGCGGGGCCACUGCAGCACCUACCCCGGCUGUGAGCUGUGCCACCCCUGCUUCCGCGCCUACGACGGGGACAUCCAGCGCCUGCGUCUGCGCCAGGCCGGCCUCAGUAACUCCACCUCCCGGCUGCCCCCAGGGAGCGGGGGGUCCCGCUUCGGCCCCCGCCUCUCACAGGCGGAGGGUAAGGUGCAGCAGGCACAAGGCAUCCUUGGGCACUCUCCCACGACAGAGCAGAGCCUGGCCCAGGUGGGCAGCACACUAGCUGCGAUCAGAGAGCAAGUCCAAGGUAUAAAUCCUGACCUUCAGUUUCUGGAUGAGACUGCCUCUCUAUCAAGGGAGCUUGAAGCUCUCAACAGCAGCUUGCUUAUCACUAACACCCAGUAUCAGAGCAAGAAGACACAGUUUGAAACCAGCCGGAGCACGGAUCUGUCAGGAGCCUUCAAGACAAUCAGAUCUGCUUACCAGACCUCCACCAAUGCCAGCAGCCUCCUUGCUGGUGCCUCGAGGCUGCUGGCCGAGGCCCGGGAGAGCCGCAGGAGCGCCGCGGGGCUGGAGGGGGGGCUUGCGGAGACCACCUCCAAGCUGCUGACCCUGAAGGGCGAGAUAGCCUCGUCUCCCAACCUGACCCCUGUCAUAAAUAAGAUCUGCGGUGGCUUUCGGGCGGAGACCUGCACGCCGGCCCAGUGCGAGGGGCUGCUCUGCCUUCGGGACAACAGCACUGCCUGUGGGGCCGGCCGCCCCUGCCACGGCAUCUUCCCACUGUCGAGUGGGGCCCUGGCCAUGGCCGGGGAAGCCGCCAGGGAGUUUGGCAGCCUGAGCGCCCGGCUCCGGGAGACGGCACAGCUGAUUAGAACGACAGAGAUGUCUGCAAAUCAGAUUCAAAGCAAUACUCGCCGGCUUGUGGACCAGAUGAGCGUAACACGGACCCAGAUAGAAGGAGAUGUCCGGCGCAUCCAGCAGUUCAUCCAGCAAGUCCGAAACUUCUUGUCAGACAAGGACACGGACCCUGCCACUAUCCAGGAAAUCAGUGAGUCUGUUCUCUCCCUACGUCUCCCCACGGAUGCUGCUGCAGUCCUGAGAAAAAUGACCGAGAUCCAAAAUUUGGCGACUAAGCUGCAGUGCCCGGAGAGCAUACUUGCCCAGACGGCCGAGGACAUCGCUAAGGCCAAGCAGCUUCAGCAGGAGGCGGAACAAGCCAGGAACAGGGCGAAUGCCGUGGAGGGCAAUGUGGAAGAGGUGGUCGGGAAUCUGCGGCAGGCCAACACGGUGCUCCUGGAGGCGCAGGGUGCUAUCAGGGGCUCUGGCUCUUCCCUCCGGUUCAUCCAGGAGCGCGUCAAUGAAAUCGAGGCUGUUCUCCGGCCGGCCGAGAAGAACGUGAGGUCCAUCGCGGGCCAGCUGGACGGGCUGAUGGAGGGGCUGUCGCGGCUGCAGCGCGGAGCGGACCAGAACCGCCUGCGGGCCACGGACGCGCAGCAGACGGCCGGGCAGGCGGGCGAGCAGGCCAGGAGCGCGCAGCAGGCUUUCGAACAAGUGAAACAGAUGUACGCUGAGCUGAAGAGAAGGAUGGAGCAGAGCCCGCCUCUGGGAGAGCAGGGCAGCAGGGUGCAGAGCAUAGACCUGGAGGCACAGGCUCUGUUUGAGGAAACUUUGACCAUGAUGCUGAGGAUGGAAACUUUAGAGACGGAGAUUCAGGAAAGCCACAAGGCUUUGAUGUCCAAGUCGGCCAGGCUGUCGGGCCUGGAGGAGCGGGUGGGAAGUAUCCGGGACGCCAUCAACAAGCAAGUCGCCUACUACGAGAGCUGCUCCUGAGCGAGCUGCCCGCGCUCCAACGGCACUGUCUUCCUCCUCUGCAGGCACUGACUUCUGUAUUUAUUCCCGUUUUCUGGCUGGAGUUCUCAUGUGCCUAAUGUCUCUAUUUUUAGCAAAUUGAGUUUCUGUACCUCUGGAAAAGAGCUGCACUGAGCCAAAGGAGCAGCCCCCUGGAGAGGGCUAACCUCGCUUGGACUGGCUGAAGCUGCCCGGUGUUGGAGGAAAAAGGGGGAGAGACAUCAGUCUUCCAUUGCAAAUGAAGACAUCCACAAAGCUGCUAUUUCCAGAGGGGUUUAUAAACCGAGACAUUAUUUCUUGUUCUUGUUUUAGCCAAUUCAAGCUUUUAGCGGAACUUCACUGUUCAAAUUAAAACCCUCAUGUGGGGCCUUUUAAAACUUUUUAUCUAUGCUGCAGUUAUCCUUAAAACUUGCCGUGGCUUCAGUACUUCCCUCCUAGAUCUUUGAGAACUGGAUCACAGAGAUGGAAUUUUAUCUCUAUCAUAUC
This is a messenger RNA of Chroicocephalus ridibundus (black-headed gull), 4237 nucleotides long. RefSeq names its product laminin subunit beta 3 (gene LAMB3). The record is from RefSeq and is a predicted model, not a curated record. The transcript is spliced from 24 exons. NCBI's taxonomy places the organism in Eukaryota, Metazoa, Chordata, Aves, Charadriiformes, Laridae. Gene Ontology annotation, cellular component: laminin trimer. Bases 53 to 3733 code for a protein of 1226 amino acids. Gene Ontology annotation, biological process: substrate adhesion-dependent cell spreading; cell migration; basement membrane assembly.